CUAAAGAGAUACUCGUCGCAUUUUACUGAUACUGGUUUGUAAAUAGAUAAACUGGUGAUGCGACUUUUCACCCGAAGAAGAUAAUUCCCAUCGAAACACAUUUAUCCCAAACCUUCCCGCCACCAGCAGCAGCAGCUUGGCCAUAGCUCAAACUCAUGGCCGCCGCCGUAUGCCUCAUCUCCCUUCCAUCACGUGCCGCACCACCCUCCUCCGUUACUUUCAUCACGUGCUCCACCACUUCCCCUUCCACAAUUUCCACCAUUCCACCGCCGCCGCCGGCACCACUAUUGCUCGUUCAAGAGCCGAAGACGACAAGCCCUAUCUCCCCUUCUUCAUGCGCUCUUAACUGCCGUCACUUCCAAUCCUGCUCCGGUUGUACUCACGAGUACAACCUUCACCACCCUCCCAUUCUCGCCGACGUGAAUAAAUUCUUCAAGAAAAUUGGUGUUUCUAACUUCACAUUCGAUAGUUGUAGACUCUGGGGAUGGAGAUGUCGAGCAAAGCUUGCGGUUCGCGGUUCAUCUAUGAAACCAUUAAUUGGGCUUUAUGAAGAGGGCACUCAUAAUGCAGUUGAUAUUCCUGAGUGCCAAGCUCAUCAUCCACGCAUUAAUGAGGCUGUUGACUUACUAAGACAAGCGAUAGUGGAACUGAAUAUUGAACCGUAUGAUGAAGACAACGGGACGGGUGAACUAAGAUAUGUUCAGAUGGCUGUUACGACGUACAGUACAUCUCUCCCUUCGGCAGAAAGAUACAAAAAUGGUAAAGUGCAGGUUGCUUUGGUUUGGAAUUCGAGAAGUGAGAGCUCACCCAGUUUCGAAAAAUUAAAUGCUCUGUCCAAUUAUUUGUGGAAUAAAGGGGGGCCAAGGAGAGACGUGCAUUUGAUACAUUCUAUUUGGGCCAACUUUCAGACAUCAAUGAGUAAUGUUAUUUUCGGGAACAGAUGGAGACAUCUUAUUGGAGAGAGAGACUUCUGGGAGCAUGUUGGUGGAAUUGAUGUUUCUAUGGUCCCUUCAAGUUUCGGGCAAGCAAAUACACGGGCUUUUGAUUCUCUGCUCCAGAAACUACAAAAGUGUGUGCCUUAUGGUUCAUCAGUAGUUGAUCUCUAUGCUGGUGCCGGUGUGAUUGGUUUAUCUUUGGCUGCCACAAGGAAAUGCAGGUCAGUUAAAUGCGUGGAGGUGAAUAAAGAAGCCAAGUAUUCUUUUGAAAAGACAGCUUCUCGACUACCAACCACCGUAGACUGCUGCAUCAGCUGGCAUCAAGCAGACACUUCAAAGGAACCACUCUCUUGGUUGAUUGGAUCUGAUGUUGUUGUGGUUGAUCCUCCAAGGAAAGGGCUAGACCCGUCUCUGCUCACUGCAUUACAGUCUCUUUCAUUCACCAAGAUAAAACAUAAUCCACCUGAAAGUACCAAGAGAAAUGUCCAAAAUGAGAAAAGACCAUGGAUUCUUCGAGGAGACACUUCAGUGCAGAUCAAUAAGGAAAUGGGACAAGGUGAAAGUCAGUCGUCACUGCCACAAACUCUGAUAUACAUAAGCUGCGGAUGGGAAAGUUUCAAAGAGGACUGCAUGUCCCUGCUUUCUCGUAAGGCAUGGCGUUUGGAGAAAGUCCAUGGUUUUAAUUUUUUUCCUGGAACACAGAGUAUUGAGAUCCUGGCUGUGUUCAAAAGAGGCUCUGGAGGGAACAUAAAGAAAAAGAAAUCUGGGAAAAAGAAGAAACCCGCUCGAGGCCCACUUGCUGUAAUUGAGGACAACCUUUUUGAAGAAUCGCUUUUCGAUAAUAUUGAAAAUUUGGAAUGAAGAAAAUAAUUUCAGUUUUCUAUUUUACAUACAUGCCUUCGCCAUAGAACAAUAUUGUACAUAGCGAAUUCCUCAAAUAGAUGAGUUGAAUUCUGAACUUUCUGUAAAAGUGUAUGGUGACAAACAGCCUACACACAUUUGGAUAUUAUGUACUUUUGAAUCUGGUAGAAGAAUGUAUUGUUCGAUAAAUAUAGGAAAAUUCCAAAGAAGAAUGUGAUUAUUUUUCUGGA
Messenger RNA from Erythranthe guttata (spotted monkey flower), 2026 nucleotides. RefSeq names its product S-adenosyl-L-methionine-dependent methyltransferases superfamily protein. NCBI's taxonomy places the organism in Eukaryota, Viridiplantae, Streptophyta, Magnoliopsida, Lamiales, Phrymaceae. The record is from RefSeq and is a predicted model, not a curated record. Gene Ontology annotation, biological process: RNA processing. Gene Ontology annotation, molecular function: RNA methyltransferase activity.